CCGCCGCCAGACGCAGCAUGCAGGGCCCCCCCACCUUGGCGCUGGCCUGCCUGGCCCUGGCCGCGCUGCUCGGCCCGCCCGCCCAGGCGUGGUACAAGCAAGCGGCCGGCCCCAGCUACUACUCGGUGGGCAGGGCCUCGGGGCUGCUCUCCGGCGUCCGCCGCUCGCCCUACACGCGCCGCUCCGACGACGACAGCAGCGCCGAGGGCGCGCCCCCCGCCGGCCUCGCCGCCUUCCUCGUGGCCGAGCCGCGCCACAGCCCCGGCGGGCUGCGCAACAUGGCGGUGUGCGUGAAAGAAGUGGCUCCGGAGCUGCAGAGCUGCCAGCUGCUGGCCGGCGUGCCCAGCAUCAUCCAGUGCAAGGCCGAUGUCACCGUCUCGCUGGACCCCGCCGACUGCGCCGCUCCCUGACGG
Molecule: messenger RNA, 413 nt
Organism: Euleptes europaea (tarantolino)
Lineage: Eukaryota; Metazoa; Chordata; Lepidosauria; Squamata; Sphaerodactylidae
Gene: NPB
Product: neuropeptide B
Exons: 2
Coding region: 18-410 (130 amino acids)
Biological process (GO): G protein-coupled receptor signaling pathway; feeding behavior
Molecular function (GO): G protein-coupled receptor binding
Source: RefSeq, a predicted model, not a curated record